GAAGUAGGAUCAUCCUUUGUAAUUUACGUAGGCCAUUUCACACUUGCAUAUGUGAUGAUUUUGUCGCCCGACAAAGGAUUUGAAUGCAUGACUAUAAACUAGACGGGCGGGCUUCCAACGAAUUAUAUGUCUUGAUCAGACAGAAACAGAGAGCACCUUCAGCGACUGUUCAGCAGAAUCAUCAGCAAUCUCUCUCUCUCUCUCAGCAGUCUUGAAGAUUUUGCUCAAGAAACCGAACACACUCCUUUCUCCAAUUCUACGUGCCCAAGAGCUGAACCAUGAAACCUCUGCAACUUCUUCUUUCCUCAACUUGGAAUAAUCUCAAGCAAAGGCCAUGCUUGUAUCCUUACCAAUUUCAGCGGGGACCUCAGCGGUGCGCUGGUGGUUUUUAUCAACAAUCUAGAAAAGUUAUGGACCUGUCAGGUUUGACUGUUAUACCUUUGCCUAAUUCUUCAAGGAGAAUCGACAAAAAGAUUGUAGAGACUGAUUGUCAUGCUAAACGACUUCUUUCAGGUUAUCAAUCGAUAACAGAAGUAUCACAUAAGUGUAACCCUGAAAGUGAUUUUUUGUCCUUCAUCAACUCCACUUUAGAUGAGAUUGAAGGACCCUAUCAUUGUUGGCUAAAUACAUUCAGGGAAAACAAGGACUCCUUCAAGAGGGGUGCAGCCUUAUUGGUUUUUGCUGGACAGUUCCUCGAUGGUUCGAUAAAUGGCUCCAAUUCUUCCUGGAUGCUAGAACAAGCAAAGUCACUUCAGCAAAGGUUCCCUCAGCUCCAUAUAAUGGGUUUCCAGUGUGGCAGUUCAGUUUUUUCUUCUGUUGAUCGAAGUCAUGUAGUUCAGCUAAUAAUGAAUGAAUACAUCACAUUUCCUAUUUUAUUGUCAAACAAGAUGUUUCCUGAGGUGGCAAAUGUGCCAUGUUACAUUCUAUUCAAAGAUUCUAGGAGUCAUGUAUUUUACCAUGAGAAGGGCCAGGAUAUUGGAAUUCUUAACAAAGCUGUUGAGGAGUUAGGUAUUGAAAAAGACAAGUCUAGGUUGGUCCAUUACAUGAAAAGCACUUGGUCCAGGCAUGCUGAGGUCACUAAGGAGCCGUAUUUAUGUUCUUUUUCACGGAAUUUGCUGCUUAACUUCCCAGGGUGCAUCUCUGCAGAUGAGAGUGGCAAUCGCCUCUUCCUUUCAGAUGCCAAUCACCAUCGGAUUAUUGUCUUUGAUGGGAAUGGAAAGAUUCUUGACUGUAUUGGUUCCUCCCCUGGUUUUGAGGAUGGAGAAUUUGAGACUGCCAAGUUGGUCCGUCCAGCAGCUUCGUUUUAUCAUGCUGUUGAGGAUUGCCUGUAUUUUGUGGAUUCAGAGAACCAUGCCAUCAGGAGAGCUGAUUUGGGAAGUCGAGUUUUAGAGACACUCUAUCCAACAAGCAACAAUGAUAAGAAGGGUAAUUCCUCAUGGACCUGGAUCAUGGACAUGCUGGGUCUGGGAAGAAGUGUUGAUACAAAAUCCGAAGAAUUUGAUUCCAAUUCCCUGAUGUUCCCUUGGCAUCUAAUGAAAUCAAUAGAUGAUAGUUUUUUAAUCAUAAACCGUAGCUUUGAUACUCUAUGGAUCAUGGAUAUGGCUUCAGGGAAGAUCAAAGAAGUUGUAAAAGGAUUUACAAAUAUUUUGGAGACCGGUGGACAGUGGAUAAUGAAGAAAAUAUCCAUUUUGGAACAGAUGCCAUGUGAUGCGUUACAAGCACAGGUUGAUACUUCCUCUACACCAGAGGGGCUUCCAUAUACUGGUCUCAUAUCUUCAUUUACAACCUUGCAGAAUCACAUAGUCAUAAGUGACACAGUUGGACAGAGGAUCCUGAAAAUUGAUAGGGAAUCAGGUGUCUUUUCAAACAUCGAGUUUUCAAAUUUUGGGAUCCUUGGUUUACCUUAUUGGUUGUCUUCACCAUUGGAGAGAGUUUAUACAAUUGGUGGACUUUGGGGAGCACAGAUUGAUCAUCUUCAAUGUUUCAGCUUGUUGCCAGGUAGGAUUGACAUACAGUUAAACGUGGAUAUCCCUGUGGAUACAAAGCUAGUAGAACCAUUACAAGAAGGAUGUAUCUGGCGCUGGGCAAGAGGAGCUGCUGCUGAAGUCUCGGUAGUAGAGGUUGAAGCAGGAUCCUCAGAGAAGGUUGGUGUUGCCCAACAGUGGUAUGACGAAUUGGAUAAUCUCGCCUUUUUAACACCUGAACCAGAAUUGACUGUGGAAGAUAAUAAUACUGCUAUGGAUAGUAAGUUUCAAGAUGAGAGAGUUCACAUUACCUGUGCUGUCAAUACAAGUCCUGGAACAAGUGAGGUUAUUAUUUGUGCUGCAUUGUAUCUGAAGCUUAGAAAACCAGAUUUAGGAGAUGACGAUCAGGAUAAACAUGCAGCAAGGAUACUGGAUAUUUUGAACCCAGAUAGAACUGGAAAAGCAGAAAGAGAUUCAUUCAUUCGUAUCUUGUUAAAAUCAAACAGAGAUUUGAGAGACCUCAUCUUCAUUAAACCUCUGCAUGUGAGGGUAAAAUUGGAUACUCUUAAUCACCCAAAAGCUGAGAAUUCAAAGGAAAUCGUUCUAACAGACUCCUCCAUUGAGGUCAAUGUGUCCCUCAACUCAUAAUUCUUGAAGUUGAUAAGUACAAAUUUCUGAUACUCCUACAAUUCAGUUUUGUAGUAAUUUUUCUGAUCUGCCAUGAUUAAUAGUUGUUCUUUCAAUGCUCUAGGGAAGAUUGAAGACUUUGAUAGAUAUACCUGAAUACAGUUGUGGUUUGGCAUUGCACUCUGGUUAAAUGCUUGUGGACUCAGAUUGUUUAAUAAUAACAUCUGGUGUCCCAAAUACCAUAAGUUGACCGAUGGAGGUGUAAUACUCAGAGGUUUCAAAAACAUAAAAUAUAUUGAAGUUUUGUGUUUUUCAUUUUGAUUUGAAGAUGUAAGAUACAGCAAAUCUUUCGCAA
Messenger RNA from Juglans microcarpa x Juglans regia, 2946 nucleotides. RefSeq lists its product as uncharacterized. The transcript has 18 exons. Bases 279 to 2612 code for a protein of 777 amino acids. NCBI's taxonomy places the organism in Eukaryota, Viridiplantae, Streptophyta, Magnoliopsida, Fagales, Juglandaceae. The record is from RefSeq and is a predicted model, not a curated record.